This is a messenger RNA of Stylonychia lemnae, 1587 nucleotides long. NCBI's taxonomy places the organism in Eukaryota, Ciliophora, Spirotrichea, Sporadotrichida, Oxytrichidae. The record is from the annotation of a GenBank genome assembly.
AUGAGAGUUUUUUACUUAGUGCAAUUGUUUUUCUUGGCAUUCUAAUAUCAUCCCUCAAGCCUAUAAAUGCCAGUGAGAAAUGCUUUGGUUAUACAUUACCAAUAGGAAUGGCAGACGAGACAGGCUACUCAUAACCUUAUGCAAUGGACAUGGAUGCUAAUCAAAAUAUAGGAAAAAAUGGUUGAAAUAUUAUCCAGAUAAUUAUUGCAAGACUGUCAAUACAAUAUAGUUCGCUUAAGGUAAUGGGCAAGCUUAGAAAUUGGUAGCAGCGAUUCAAAGAGACCCGGAAUUUAGCUUCUUCUUGUGAUCAAUGCCAAUGAUGGGAAUUUAUUAAUGGCUUUUUAGGAAAACAGUGCACCCGAAUCUUAUUUAUACUAAUUGAAUUAAAUAAAUGGAGGCAUGCUUUCAGAAAAUAAUUAAUUUUACAUGGUGGCGUAUGCAGAUUCAAUUAAAACUUCUAUCUUCGGUGUACUAGAUUUAUCUCAAAAUAAGAGUGUUGUUUAAGCAGUCUGGUCUUAUAAAUAUGAAGGUAAUUCUGUAUAAGAGCAGUAUACUACCAUCUUUGUGAAUGAAUCAAGUUAAAAGCUUUAUGUUGGAUUUGUGCAAAAGUAUAAAUAAGAUACAUUUACAAACGUUGCAAAAAUUGGUGUGAUAAGAGUAAAUUCAUUAAAUGGACAAUAAGAUUGGUCAUUUGGCUAUCAAUACAAUAGAGUUACUACCUAAGAUUAGUAUAUAUAAAUAUAAGACAUUAAAGUCAAGACUAUAGACUCUAAGGAUUACAUUGGUGUGUGUUCAAACACCAUUCAUGGAAACUUUGAUAUUUGGGAAACAAGAGUUGUGUUUUCUUUGCUAAUUAUUGAUGAUACUGCAUAAACUAAGGAAAUGAAAUCUUUUGAAUACCCUGAAUAUCUAAGAGGAAGAGAUUUAAAGAUAGUUUCACCAACAGAGUUUUAUGUUGUUGUCAUUUCAUCACUUUCAUAUGAUACUGGGGAUCCUCUUUAUAUUUUUAGAGUCACUGACAUCAAUUCAAACGGUGCAACAAUCACCAAAACAAAGAUUAUUUUUAAGCAUACUUUCACCUUAACUGAUGCUUUAUUCCUUGAUAAUUACAAAGUAAUAUACUUAGCCUCAGCAUACAACUAUAAAUUAAUUUUGAGAACUAAACGUUACACUUAACUUCUCAAUUCAAAUGAUUACUAGAGAUCAUGUGCUGAAAAUAACACAGCAGAUGAAGUAACUACCGAAUUCAAGUAAUUCUCUACAUUAUAUUAGUAUACCAGUUUCACAAAUAACUUGACAGAAGGAAAUCUUAAAUUUAUCUCAAAUGGAACCCUUAAAAUGUUAGAUAUGAAUAUAGAGACUUACUACGUGCCAUAUGGCAAAUUUUGUGUUCCUAAAGUUAGUAUUAUUGCCACAGAGCCAACAGUAACACAUUAUAUCUAGUAGGGACCAUUUAAAUUAGAUUUAAACUAAUAUAUUUCAGGAGAUGAUAUAUGUUUAGACAAAAGAAGAAACUUUUCAAUACGAGGUUAUUUCGAACCUUACUCUAUAUUUAAUAAUACUUCAAUCGUAUUGUCUCCAAAUUGA